AUGUUCGCUCGUGCUGCUCUCCGUACCCCUGUCUCUGCUGUCCGCGCCCCUGCUGCCACCCGUCUGUUCUCGCAGACCGCCACUGCCAACCGCAAGGUUGCCGUGCUCGGUGCGUCGGGCGGUAUCGGCCAGCCUCUCUCGCUUCUCCUGAAGCUCAACAGGGACGUGACCGACCUCCGUCUCUACGACAUCCGCCUCGCCCCGGGUGUCGCUGCUGACAUCUCGCACAUCAACACCCCGGCCAAGACCACCGGUUACGCCCAGGAGGACCUCGAGUCGGCCCUCGACGGCGCCGAGGUCGUCCUCAUCCCCGCCGGUGUCCCCCGCAAGCCCGGCAUGACCCGUGACGACCUGUUCAACGCCGCCGCCAAGGUCUGCCCCAAGGCCCACAUGGCCAUCAUCUCGAACCCCGUCAACUCGACCGUCCCCAUCGUCGCCGAGGUGUUCAAGAAGGCCGGUGUCUACGACCCCAAGCGCCUGUUCGGUGUCACCACCCUCGAUGUGACCCGUGCCGCGACCUUCCUGUCGGGCAUCGCCAACUCCAACCCCGAGACCACCAAGGUCCCGGUCAUUGGUGGCCACUCGGGUGUGACCAUCGUCCCCCUCCUUUCGCAGGCCCCCGGCUCGGAUGCCGUCUCGGCUGGCGAGCAGUACGACAAGCUCGUGCACCGCAUCCAGUUCGGUGGUGACGAGGUCGUCAAGGCCAAGGACGGUGCGGGCUCGGCUACCCUGUCGAUGGCCUACGCCGCCGCCGUCUUCACUGAGAGCCUCCUCAAGGCCCUCAACGGCGAGAAGGGUGUCAAGGAGUGCACCUUUGUCGAGUCGCCUCUCUUCAAGGAUCAGGCUGAGUUCUUCGCCUCGCCCGUCGAGCUCGGCACCGAGGGUGUGCAGAACAUCCCCGCCCUGCCCAAGCUCACUGCUGAGGAGCAGAAGCUGCUCGACGCCUGCCUGCCUGACCUUGGCAAGAACAUCAAGAAGGGUGUCAGCUGGGUCGCCGAGAACCCGUAA
Malassezia japonica is the source of this 1008-nucleotide messenger RNA. It is a transcript of the gene MDH1, whose product is annotated as malate dehydrogenase. Gene Ontology annotation, cellular component: cytoplasm; mitochondrion. The record is from RefSeq and is a predicted model, not a curated record. Gene Ontology annotation, biological process: tricarboxylic acid cycle; malate metabolic process. The transcript is spliced from 4 exons. Gene Ontology annotation, molecular function: L-malate dehydrogenase (NAD+) activity. NCBI's taxonomy places the organism in Eukaryota, Fungi, Basidiomycota, Malasseziomycetes, Malasseziales, Malasseziaceae. Bases 1 to 1008 code for a protein of 335 amino acids.